GAGACGAAGACUGGAUAAGAAAAACAACAUCAAAGUGUCCACGCCCCGACGCCAUCGUCCACCGAAUUCUCACGCGCUCGGCCCCCGACAGCUCCGCCCUUGACCGGUAUAAAACAGAGCGAAGACGAAGGGAGAUCUGACACUACACUGGUGUAAGACAUGGUGCACAACAUGCUAGUGGCUUUAUUUAUCCUAAUCACUCCUACCGCAUCCCUACCACGGCUUAGGGACCCAUUCGAUGUGCCGGAAGCGUCGCACUCAAAACCACUUCCAAAUGACCAUAUCAACCCAUUCUUCACUUUCAAUGAAGAUGAAAUCCCAAGAAUGGCGCCUGUAGAUCUCGACGAGGAAGUCGAAAUUGCCCCAAAGAAGAAGGUCGAGAAACUCCCAAUGCAGAAAAUCCCCAAGCACCAUGUCUUUAAUGAGGAUCGACCUAUUCCCGAUGUAAUGCCUGCACUACCAAUUCCAAAAAGUGCAGAAUUUCUCGAGCCUCAGCCUGGUGUUGCGCCGAAGUUCACGGGUUCGGUCGAAAAGGAGCCCUCUAGUACAUCUGGAGAUUUCGAUUAUUUCAACUUUGGCGAAGGUGAAGGUCCCGUAACCAACCCAGCAGCCACAUAUCUUGCCGGAGGAGAUUUUGAGAAGGUUUCUGCUCCUAAAUGCACAAUGCUCGGCUGCACUGGACCUUUGCCAAAUGACGGCAGCUUCUCUAUCGACCCCCUAAAAUCUAAGGGGAAAUCUUGUCAUCAAACAUUUGUUCCAAUGAAUGGAUGCACGAAUAACAAAGGCUACCCGAUGGGUAUGCUGUGUUCGAUCUGCUGCGACUGUACUGCCAGUUUCAUCAGAGAAAUGAAGAAAACCCAUGGCUACAAAAUUAACUACCCUGCCUAAUCUACUACCCUGCCCAAUCUAUCAUAUUCUACCGUAUUCCGAAUUAGUGAACAAAUCUCUCAACACUGCUUUGCAAUCAAUUUGUUUUCAAUUCUAUCUCAUCUAGGCGGGUUUACUGUAUAUACACUGCUUGCUUUUCGCUACUGAUAUCGCAUCUCGCCCAUCCAUUCAUGUAUAUAGGUGUUUAUAACCUAUUAUUUGCAUGUGUUCAUGCUUUUUGCUUUGAUCGCAUUGCUGUACAUAUUGCACAUUGUUCAC
Molecule: messenger RNA, 1146 nt
Organism: Cylicocyclus nassatus
Lineage: Eukaryota; Metazoa; Nematoda; Chromadorea; Rhabditida; Strongylidae
Source: the annotation of a GenBank genome assembly